AUGGAUGGAUCCCAUAUUCGUAUGUCACCUACCACUGAAGAGCCCGUUUCGAGCGGUAAGAAGGGCAAGAGGAGGAAGAUCAUUAAAUCAUGUGCAUUUUGCAGGAAAAGAAAACUGAAAUGCAGUCAGGCAAGGCCUAUGUGUCAGCAAUGCGUGAUUAGAAAGUUGCCGCAAUGCAUAUACACAGAGGAGUUCAACUAUCCCUUGUCUAAUACGGAACUAUUCGGGCAAGUGCCCAAUGUAGCAUUGGUUCAAAAAAUUGAGAACUUACAAACUCUAUUAAAGGAAAACGAUAAGGAUAAUGCGAAACCGGUGCAUUACAGAUGUUCAGACAAUCCAGUACGAUCGCUGCGUACUUCAGUACUAGGUGAUAAUGGCUCGAUGUAUGUGUUUGGCCCUACUUCUUGGAAAACUUUAUCCUUGUUUGAACCAAAUAAGUUUCAAACUGAGUUUCAAAAUUUAUGGAGAGUUUUGAAACCGCUGCCCGAAGGCACUAGAUCGCGAUUAACUGAGAAUAAUAUUGUAGCAGAUUUGCCUAGCUUUUCUCGAAUGGAAAGCUGUAUCGAAUCCUUUUUUGCUGGACCGUUGUUUGACUUGUUGCAUAUUUUCAACAAGGACGAUAUUCUUUCCCUCUUGGACAAGAUUUUUAUUAGAGAUGCCACUAACAGUGACCUAAUCAUCCUACUCAAUUUGGAAGUUAGUCCAAAAGAUAAGUAUAACCUUGGCAUUGUACUUCAAAUCCUUUGCUUGAGCUAUUUUAACCAAAAUGUCCCUCCUUCCGUAAGCCAUUUCAUUCACACUUUAACUGCAGCUUCCUUAUCGUCAUCGAGCUCAAACUUCGUGGAAAAACUACAAUAUUUCUUAUUGUCUUAUAUCAAUGUAAUGAUAAAUUGCACGGAGGGUGUAUGGGAUGCGACUCAAGGCAUUGAUUUAAUCAACGAGCUAUGCCAGGGGUGCGUAAGUUUGGGUUUGAAUGAUAUCGAUAAAUGGUAUUUAAACGAAAGUAAGGUAACUAAACAGAACUUGAGAUGCAUUUGGUUUUGGGCUUUAUUCCUUGAUGUAUCCACGUCAUAUGACGUAGGUAAACCUCCGUCUAUUUUGGAUGAUUUCCUGGAUUUAAGUGUAUUUACUGCGCAGAAUUUCAAAUCACCGGACGUUGACUUCAGAAGAGUUAAGUUGAUGCACGAUUUUUUAAAUGUUUCCAGAUCCAUUACUCGUGAAAUUCACAAGAGAGAGAUAAAUGGAAAGUUGAUUACUUUUUCAUUAAGAUUGAUUGAAUUCAUACAAUCUAACUUUUCACCUAUCGAGCACUAUACGAAUUCAAUUCACUACUCCGGCAUUGAUUCCUUCGAUAUAUUGAUUUUAUCAAGAGCUUUGAGUAUGGUUGCUAGUUUAUACAAUAUUGAAAUGAUCAUCGCUCAACAAAGUAGAAUUAUAGAUAAGAAUAGAAUGGUUCAGUUUCUAUUGAUAUCAAUAUCAGUCUGUGUUAACACAAUAGUAUUUCAUUUUAAAGAAUCUGUCAAUGGACAGAGGGACAUUUUACCUGAACGACUAAAACUGUCGAUUAUUCUAAUAAAUCCUCUUUUAAUACGAAUAAUAUCGCAAGUGUACGGUUUAGCAUUCAAUAGGUUAAUCUUCAGGGAGAAAGGGUUCCUUUUCCUUAUCGACCUUGACACGGGGAAAAAAAUUCAAUUUAUUAAAUAUGAAGAAGAAAACUUCGAUGAGCUCUUGACAGGAUUCGAUAUUAUAACUGAUAAAUUUCUGUCAUUUUCGGGAACAAUAAUAAGAUUUUACGAAAUUAUUGAUAGCAUAUUUGCUUCUAAUGAAAGAAACAAACAGUUGUUUAAAGCAGUUUCCAAUUUUUAUCAAUUAACUUCAACUUUGGCAUUUGAACGCGUAAGUAGGGUUUUAUUUGAUAAAGCAUCCCAAGCAAGAAUAGAAACUGAGAAAGUCUGGCUGAAAAAGGGCAUUAAUAUGGAACAUUUCAGCGAUCUCAUGAUUGAGGAUUUUAUUAAUGAUGUCUGGAGAACGUUUAAAGACAUUUCUAAAGAUCUUUGGUCUAUUGACAAAAAGAAAUUCUAUAAACAAUAUCAUUUCGAUUUAUAA
Messenger RNA from Saccharomyces paradoxus, 2106 nucleotides. RefSeq names its product Pdr8p (gene PDR8). Bases 1 to 2106 code for a protein of 701 amino acids. The transcript has a single exon. Gene Ontology annotation, biological process: regulation of DNA-templated transcription; DNA-templated transcription. Gene Ontology annotation, molecular function: DNA-binding transcription factor activity, RNA polymerase II-specific; zinc ion binding; DNA binding. The record is from RefSeq and is a predicted model, not a curated record. Lineage: Eukaryota; Fungi; Ascomycota; Saccharomycetes; Saccharomycetales; Saccharomycetaceae.